AGCACCUCUAGUGGUAGAAGUAGCCAUUAAUGUGCAGCCAAUUGCAAAAGCUCACUGCGUCACCUUUAUAUGUAGCCAGCUUUAUUCACAUUGUCUUGACAUCCAGAAAACAGUGUCAAUAGCACUUAAACCCCAUUGAGCCUUUUCUAGGGUUUCUUGGAAAUAUAUCCCAAAAUGGGCAGCUUUUCAAAUUUCUCUGUAAUAUCUGUGCUGCUAGUUCUUUCACUAGUAAGUGUUGCUUCUCUGGCUGAAGCUAGGGCUUUUUUUGUGUUCGGUGAUUCAUUGGUUGAUAAUGGCAAUAACAACUACCUUGCCACCACUGCUCGUGCCGAUGCCCCCCCCUAUGGCAUCGAUUAUCCGACUCAUCAACCCACUGGCCGUUUCUCUAAUGGCCUUAACAUUCCCGACCUUAUCAGUGAGGCAAUUGGCUCAGAAGCCACAUUACCAUACUUAAGUCCAGCUCUCACAGGACAAAGAUUACUUGUUGGUGCCAAUUUUGCUUCUGCUGGAAUUGGUAUACUUAAUGACACUGGCAUUCAAUUUAUCAAUAUAAUCCGAAUUUACAAGCAAUUGGAAUAUUUUCAACAAUAUCAACAAAGGGUUAGUGCUCUAAUCGGACCUGAUCAAACAGAAAGACUAGUGAACGAAGCACUUGUUCUUAUUACACUUGGUGGUAAUGACUUUGUCAACAACUACUACUUGGUGCCUUUCUCUGCUAGAUCUCGCCAAUUCUCCCUUCCAGAUUAUGUUGUCUAUAUCAUUUCCGAGUAUCGGAAAGUUCUACAGAGAUUAUAUGAACUGGGUGCACGAAGAGUUCUGGUGACCGGAACUGGACCCAUAGGUUGUGUUCCGGCUGAAUUAGCUCAGAGAAGUAGAAAUGGAGAAUGUUCUGUUGAAUUGCAAAGAGCAGCUGGUCUAUUCAAUCCACAACUUGUGGAACUGAUAAAUGGACUUAAUAGUGAAAUUGGAGCAGAUGUUUUCGUAGCUGCGAAUGCAUAUCAAAUGAAUAUGGAUUUCGUUAGCAAUCCCCAAGCAUAUGGAUUCGUUACAUCGAAAGUUGCUUGUUGUGGACAAGGGCCUUACAAUGGAAUUGGAUUAUGCACUAUAGCAUCCAAUUUGUGCCCUAAUAGAGACAUUUAUGCAUUUUGGGAUCCAUUCCAUCCAUCUGAGAGAGCAAAUAGAAUCAUUGUUCAACAAAUUUUAACUGGGGACAACAAAUAUAUGAACCCAAUGAAUCUCAGCACCAUCAUGGCCUUAGAUUCUAGGACUUAAAAAUAUAAUAUUUUGUGCUAUGCAUAUGGCAAUCUUAUUCUUUAUCAUUUUUCCUUAUUGGCUAGGUUUGGUAUGGUUUGUUUGUUUUCCUAUUUUUCUUUUUUUGGGGCAGGGCUUUUAUCAAGUGUCAUUAAAUUUUAAGGAGUGAUUAUUUGUAUGAAAUUCAUGAUAUAUAUGUGUUUAGCUAUGGAUAAACAUUAUUUGUUACUCAAUAAAUUGAAUAUUAUAUGUAAUAUAUAGUAUUAAUGGUUGCAAUUGUA
Molecule: messenger RNA, 1532 nt
Organism: Jatropha curcas
Lineage: Eukaryota; Viridiplantae; Streptophyta; Magnoliopsida; Malpighiales; Euphorbiaceae
Product: GDSL esterase/lipase LTL1
Molecular function (GO): hydrolase activity, acting on ester bonds
Source: RefSeq, a predicted model, not a curated record